Messenger RNA from Stylophora pistillata, 377 nucleotides. RefSeq lists its product as uncharacterized. Lineage: Eukaryota; Metazoa; Cnidaria; Anthozoa; Scleractinia; Pocilloporidae. Gene Ontology annotation, molecular function: protein binding. The record is from RefSeq and is a predicted model, not a curated record.
AUCUUUAUCAUCACUGAGAGCUAGGACCUGACACUUUUAUUAUGUCUAAUUUUGGUGACAGGGACUUGUCUAAAAAUCAGUUAAAGACAUUACCGCCGGGAGUUUUCAAUAACAUGACUUGGCUUCAUGGGCUUGACUUGUCCUAUAACCAACUAGAGGAAUUACCUCCAGAAGCUUUUAGUCACAAUCCCCAUCUUAUAGAGCUAUUCUUGAACAACAACAAGUUAAAGAAUUUGUCUUCUGAUCAACUUCCUUGUCGGAUUUACUUGUUUAACAACCAUACAAAACGUAUUAAGCACGUGCACGUNAUGGGUAGCUGGUAUGUGGCGGUGAAAAAGAAAGUAGCGUUUAGCGAACAUGUAGCGUUGCAACAAUAA